ACUCUGUCAAAUGUCAUCGGGCCGCUUUUAAAAACUUUUACGGCUGUAAUUAAAAUUCGCUGUAAUUACUUAGUAUGGGAUGAUAAGACAAGUGGAAAAGGUACUUUGGGGGGCAGUAUUUAAGCGAGCGGUCGCGAUUAAAAAUCCACGUUCGUCCUCAGCCUGCCUGAGUAUGGAAGCAAUAGACAAGCGAGAACUGAAAACCAAACUAACACCGAUGCAGUACCACGUUACUCAAGAACGGGGCACCGAACGACCCUUCACAGGCUGCUAUAAUAAGUUUUACGAGGAAGGUACCUACAUUUGCGUAGUAUGCGAGCAACCCCUUUUUAGUUCCAAUACAAAAUACGACAGCGGAUGCGGCUGGCCCGCAUUUAACGACGUUCUCGAGCAAGGCAAAGUUAAACUGACGCCCGAUACGUCAGGGGUUGGAGGUAACCUACUACUCCUAAUCUCCCAACCAGGGCGAAUUCGAACAGAGGUUUCUUGCGCCGCGUGCAACGCUCAUCUGGGACAUGUAUUCAACGAUGGUCCCAAACCGACGAAGAGGCGUUUCUGCAUCAACUCGGCUUCCAUCAACUUUAUACCUCAUAAGAAUGGUAUUCAGCAAAGCUAAUCUUAGCUAAUGUUAGAGUAAUUUGGACAAUCGAUAUUUAAAUGCCUAUACUUUCUAAGAUAUAUCCGUUUUGCAUAUUUUCGUAAAAGCCAAUUGUUUGUAUGUAGCAAAUUGAAAUUAGCGAAAUGGUAUUCCUCAUUCUUACGCUGUGUAGUUGUUGUGAUGUCUUUAUGAUUUAUGUUUCAUUAUAAUUUGUUUUUAUGUUAACAAUAAAGUUGUUUGUAAAUGA
Messenger RNA from Photinus pyralis (common eastern firefly), 845 nucleotides. RefSeq names its product methionine-R-sulfoxide reductase B1 (gene SelR). The coding region runs from base 80 to 616 and encodes 178 amino acids. Gene Ontology annotation, cellular component: cytoplasm. The transcript is spliced from 4 exons. Gene Ontology annotation, molecular function: peptide-methionine (R)-S-oxide reductase activity. Gene Ontology annotation, biological process: protein repair; response to oxidative stress. NCBI's taxonomy places the organism in Eukaryota, Metazoa, Arthropoda, Insecta, Coleoptera, Lampyridae. The record is from RefSeq and is a predicted model, not a curated record.